AUGAAAUCAUCGCUUAUACACUCUAAUUCUACAGAAAAGUCAAAUAAAAAGCGAAAAAUAGCUUGGCUAGCUAAUAAGCACUUUCAAGAAUGCCCAAAGCAAGAGAGGCACUUAGAAAUGGGUCAAAGCAAAAUUAAACGACAAAUGACUUUUCCGCUGCAAACUCCGGCUUCAAGAAGUUUUUCAGUCCUCAAAAAAAGAGAAGAUUUAAAUUUCGUAAAAAAUGAAACUAAAUCAAUCGAGCCACAAAAACUCCCAAAAAUCUCAAGCCGCUCUCCAGAGCCAUUUUCUCCAAAGCAAAUUCAAAUUUCUCUUUCAACAGAUUCCUUUGAAUCAGACUUUCAAAAAUUAGAACUUCUCACAAGCAAAAACGACUUCGCAAGGCACAACUUAUUAUCCAUCCAGCAGCAAAUCAUGGAAUUAGGUGUUACACAAAUAAUCAAGGAAAGGUUUCCAGGCAUAAAAGAAGACCAAAGCUACUUAAAAAUUGAGGAAAACAUUCCCCAUAGCAUUUAUGAUAACAAAGGCAUCCACUUUAUUUCCCCAAAAAAAGAACUAUUCCCAGUUAGGAGAGCUUUUAAACUUCCUCCAAUAUGCUAA
Blepharisma stoltei is the source of this 600-nucleotide messenger RNA. NCBI's taxonomy places the organism in Eukaryota, Ciliophora, Heterotrichea, Heterotrichida, Blepharismidae. The record is from the annotation of a GenBank genome assembly.